GGCAGUGUCCGCGGGUACCCCACCGGCGGUCGCGUCGCGUCGUGUCGGCUGUGACAACCGCGCACUCACACCAUGGCGACGCUGGGGACGCUCAAAAGGGGCAGCGUGCAGAUCCAGAGGGCCGCCAUCAAGGCCACAGGCCGGAUCGCGGCGCGCCACCUGAUGGAGUGGCUGGUGGCGUGGGCGGUGGUGCUGGUGGGCGUGCUGGAGCACAGCGCCACCUCGCAGCUGCUGGCGCCUCGUCCGCCGCUCUCCCCGGAGGAGUUCGCCGAGCUGGUGGCCAACACGAGCUACGUCAGCCGCUACUGCCGAGCCACACCCACCGCAGCCGCCGACGUCAACUUUACGACAGACGUGCCGCCCGAAAAUGACACAGAGGUGACCACGCUGCCCACGAUGAGCACAUUGCCGACCGCAUCGUCGGAGGAGGCGGACUCGGAACCCGAGUACGAGGAGGACGCGGGGGCGGAGAUGGGGGCGGAGGAGCCGCUGCUGGCGUCGCUGACCGCCGUGGCGCCCUCUGUCGGCGUCCGCGCCUUCCGCGGCGUCGGCAGCAACCAUAGUGGCCUCGCCAUCGGGGCGGUGCACGGCCGCCAUGUUGUCAUCGAGCCGGACCUCAAGGUGCCGCUGUCGGAGCCGGAGCGCGCGGCGUGGCGGCUGCGCGAGGCGUGGCUGUGCGGCGGCGCGCUGUCUCCGCUGCCCGCGGCUCUGCUGUCCUCGCGGCUGGGGCCGUCCCGCGUGGCUGGCGCCGCGCUGCUCGCCGCGGGCCUGCUGCAGCCGCUGACGCCGCUCGCCUGGCUCACCGCCUACCACUGGCUGCUCUGCGCCGCACAGGGCUUCGCCGUGGGCGCUGUGUGGCCUUCCCUACACGCCCUGGGUGCUGCCUGGUACCCUCCUCUUCAGCGCACCGGAUACAUCGCUCUCUAUUCCAGUGCGGCGCUGGGCCCGGUGCUGGCGUCUUGUCUGGGGUGGUGGCUGGGCCGCGACGGGCUGGGCUACGCGCUGUCGCUGUCGUCGCUGCUGUGGUUCCUGGCCUGGCAGCAGAUGGUGCGCGACCGCCCGCACCAGCACCCCAGACUCUCGCCCGACCAGUGCUCCAGCCUCGCUGCCGCCAUCGGACCUUCCUUCUCCAGCGGACCACCGCCGGCCGUGCCGUGGCGUCGCCUGCUGACGUCGGGGCCGGUCUGGGCGUGUGCUACCGCCGUGGCCGGCAGUCUGUGGGGGCGCGCCGCGCUCCUGCUCGCAGCCACCAAGUACCUGCGACACGUGUACGGCUUCGCCCUCACCUAUGACCGCGUGCUGUCGGUGCUGCCACACGUGGGACACGUGGCGACAGCGGUGCUGCUGGCCGGCCUGGUGGACAAGGCGCGCGCGCAGUCGCUCGUCUCCACCACCACGGCACGGCGUCUCAUCGUCUACAUUGCGCACCUGCCGGCCAGCGCGUUGCUGUUCGUGCUGGGCUACAGUGGCUGCGACCCCGCCGUGCCAGCAGCCCUGUACACGGCCGCCGUCGUCGUCACGGGAGCCACCCCCGCUGGCGCCACCGCCAGUUGCAUGGACCUGGCGCCCAACUUCGCAGGCGUGGUGCUGGCGGUCAGCCAGACGGUGGGCGCCGCGUCCUCACUGGCUGCCGCAUACGUCGUCAGCGAGGGGCUCCACGGGUCGCUACCUGGCUCUUGGCGGAUGGUGUUUGGCGUGUCAGCGCUGGUGCUCACAUUCACGGGCAUCAUCUUCAUGGCGCUGGGCAGCGGCAGCGUGCAGCCAUGGAACUUCGUAGCGAGCGACAUGCAGCACCGGCAGCAGGCGCAGGCGUCGCCCUCUGUGCCGGCCACGCCGUCCCCUCGUCAGCAGCAGCCGCGGGAACAGCAACAGCAGCAGCAGCAACAACAACAACAGCAACAGCAGCAGCAGCAGCAGCAACAACAACAGCAACAGCCGCAGCAGCAGCAGCAGCAGCAACACACCGAGUCAGCGCCGCAGCCGCUAGAGGUCUCCACCAUGAUGAUCGCGCCGGCCACCGGUGGCUGCAUCGUCUGAGUGCGGCGUCAGCCGUGAACCCGCCGUCCAUCGCUCCCAUGCCCUGUGACGCAUCAUUUACACUUCAGUGGAUAGCUGUUAAUGGUAAUAUCUCUGGCGUUUUCAGUCAGUCGUAAGUCUGCAAAUGCGUGCAGGUCACGACAGCCUCAGGACAGACUGGAAAAGCCAAACUAGAGACCAUUAACAGCUGUCCACUGUAGUUGGCUCUAUGCGCCACGGGGUUACUGUACUGAAUGUUCUGAUAACAAAUAAAGCACUGCUAUGUGAUUUUUGAGAGGUUUCUGGAGUGAUCGAUACAAGGCGCAUUGUCGAGUUAGCGGACGUGUUUGACAUUGUCUUUAUUGUCUUUGGCACAUGGGGCAUGCAAAACUCUUACUAGUUGCGUUACAGGUUGGCCCUACGUCAGUGCCCGGAUAUAAAUUUAAUAAAGCAGUAUGACGAAAUUACUGGAAAAAAACGGAACUACCGCCUUUAAAAAUUAGAGGAUUUUCGAGUGCAGUUAGGUGACCACAUUAACGUAGUUGCAGAUGUCCGAGUACAUUGCGCGAAACUAGUCGUAUUUUCUCUGGUUCAAAUCUCACUAGUAGUAACGUUCACUUAUAAUCUUUUUUAAAAAUUUUGUGUUUGUUAACAAAUGAAAACGUUAAAUAAAAAUAUUGAACACAAAAUUGUAAUAAAAAUUUCAUCGUUGUAUUUUUCAUUGCUGGUCGUAUGAAAAUAAAUUAAAAUUUGAUGCAGAU
Molecule: messenger RNA, 2777 nt
Organism: Schistocerca gregaria
Lineage: Eukaryota; Metazoa; Arthropoda; Insecta; Orthoptera; Acrididae
Exons: 11
Coding region: 73-2037 (654 amino acids)
Biological process (GO): transmembrane transport; monoatomic anion transport
Cellular component (GO): plasma membrane
Molecular function (GO): transmembrane transporter activity
Source: RefSeq, a predicted model, not a curated record